Molecule: messenger RNA, 2597 nt
Organism: Oncorhynchus mykiss (rainbow trout)
Lineage: Eukaryota; Metazoa; Chordata; Actinopteri; Salmoniformes; Salmonidae
Source: RefSeq, a predicted model, not a curated record
UAUGGCUCUGCCUGCUUUACAUAUCUGUUGACUCAGGGUAGAGGUAUGGCUCUGCCUGCUUUACAUAUCUGUUGACUCAGGAUAGAGGUAUGGCUCUGCCUGCUUUACAUAUCUGUUGACUCAGGGAAGAGGUAUGGCUCUGCCUGCUUUACAUAUCUGUUGACUCUCCUUUUGGGUAGGGCCCUGGGGUCUCCUUUUGGGUAGAGUCCUGGGGUCUCCUUUUGGGUAGGGCCCUGGGGUCUCCUUUUGGGUAGGGCCCUGGGGUCUCCUUUUGGGUAGGGCCCUGGGGUCUCCUUUUGGGUAGAGUCCUGGGGUUUCCUUUUGGGUAGGGCCCUGGGGUCUCCUUUUGGGUAGAGUCCUGGGGUCUCCUUUUGGGUAGGAGCAGGGUUCUUCCAAAUCCUCUCCUCACCCCCUUCAGCUUCACUGAUUGGAAGAGACUUGACAGGUGAAGUGAAUAUGGUGGUAGAUCAUCAUUAAGGUGGCCUUCACCUGGGCACUUCUGUCAGAUCAGUAGUGAAGGAGGAGACAUCAUUAUUUAGAGAUUUGACAAAGAUCCUGUGUUGUUCACAGAUUAGUCCUAGUCUAUUCUGGUGUUUGACACAGAUCCUGUGUUCUUCACAGAUUAGUCCUAGUCUAUUCUGGUGUUUGACAAAGAUCCUGUGUUGUUCACAGAUUAGUCCUAGUCUAUUCUGGUGUUUGACAAAGAUCCUGUGUUCUUCACAGAUUAAUCCUAGUCUAUUCUGGUGUUUGACAAAGAUCCUGUGUUUCUUCACAGAUUAGUCCUAGUCUAUUCUGGUGUUUGACACAGAUCCUGUGUUGUUCACAGAUUAGUCCUAGUCUAUUCUGGUGUUUGACACAGAUCCUGUGUUGUUCACAGAUUAGUUCUAGUCUAUUCUGCUGUUUCUAACUUUCUAUCUGUAUUAUCCUAGUGGGCACGUGAUCAUCACACCAUGUGACCGUCUCCAUUGAAAGAAAAGGAAUGCCGCAGUUGUCACGAAGAGGAAGAGGCUGUUAUUGUUAACGGUUGGAACCGAACCGAACGGACGUGAUUCAGAUGAAGAACCGGGGCGAUCCUCCGCAGCACAAUAUCCGUUAGAUUGACGGAAUAAUACGGAGUUAGACACAGAACGUAAAAUGCGACCGUUAUUACCGUGAGACAGGUCUCCUGUGGUGCUGUUCCCGGUAGCGGCAUGGUCUACGCCCAAUCAACAGACACCAUCAAGCCCUCCCUCCUGCCCCUCCUCUCCCCCUCCUUUACCCUCCCCAUGACCUUUAACCUCUCAGACAGGGGCAACACCAGUUCAGCGACACCCUCCAUCUGGAACCACGACGCCCUCUCCUCCUCCUCUUCCUCCUCCGGCCUCCAGAACACCACCCAGGUGUGGUAUGAACUCACCCCAGCGGAGGUGGCUGUUCUGGGGCUGGUGUUCAGUCUCCUGUGGUUGGUGUCCAUCCUGGGUAAUGUUCUAGUGUGUAUAGUGAUCCACCGUAGCAGAAGGAGUCAGUCCACUACGAACUACUUUGUGGUGUCCAUGGCCUGUGCCGACCUGUUGCUGUCCCUGGGCUGUGCUCCCUUCAUCCUCCUCCAGGUGACCUGCGGGGGCUGGCCUCUCAGCGCUGCCGCCUGUAAGGCUGUCCGUUACCUGCAGCACCUGUGUCCUGGUGUCCAGGUGUAUGUUCUGCUGUCCAUCUGUGUGGACCGGUUCUACACCAUUGUGUACCCACUGAGCUUCAAGGUGUCCAGGGAGAAAGCGAAGAGGAUGAUUCUGGCCUCCUGGAUGUUGGACGCCGCUUUCGUCUCUCCCUGUCUUUUCUUCUACGGCUCGGAGGCGGGGGACGGGGGAGGGCACUGUGACUUCUUCCUGCCGGCGGGAAGCUGGGAUGGCGUUCUGUAUGGUUCCGUCCACCUGCUCCUGGGGUUCCUGGUCCCAGCUGUCCUCAUCGUGUGGUUCUACCAGCGUGUGGUCCACUACAUCUGGAGGAUCGGCGCCGACGGACACACGGUCAGGAGAACCAUGAACAUCGUCCCCAGGACUAAAGUGAAGACCAUCAAGAUGUUUCUCAUGCUGAACGUGGUGUUCCUCCUCACCUGGACUCCCUUCUACGUGGUCCAGGUGUGGCACCCUAGUGAGGCCCCGGGCCCCAGCAGACAGGGGGCUCUGGUGUUCUGCUGUGUGGUCUGGGUGUCGUUCAGCUCCGCCGCCUCGAAACCCUCGCUCUAUUCCGUCUACAACGCUAACUUCAGACGCGGCAUGAGGGAGACCUUCUGCACGUCCUCUAUGAAGUGUUACCGUAGCAACGCCUACACCAUCACCGCCAGCUCCCGCAUGGCCAAGAGUAACUACGUGGGCGUGGUGGAUAUCCCCGUGGCGACCAAGACGACGCUCACCAAAGACUCCGUCUACGACACGUUUGACCGCGAGGCCAAGGAGAAGAAGCUGGCCUGGCCAAUCAGAGCCAACCCUCCCAACACCUUCGUCUGACGGGAGGGGAGGGAGACGGGGUUUAACUAUCAAUCAGAGCCGACCCUCCCAACACCUUCGUCUGACGGGAGGGGAGGGAGACGGGGUUUAACUAUCAAUCAGAGCCGACCCUCC